AAAAGAUUUUUUGCUAUAUCAUUCCUUUUCUAUAAUCCUUAGUGUUUAAAUUUGGAUUGAGCUCAUAUAUAAUUAACUGUAAGAGAAGUUAAAGCUUUUAAAAUGAACAUGAACAUGGAAGUAGAUGGGGAAGUGCGAAGGCACAAUAGCUUUACGAGCCCAAAUAUCUCUCGUGCACCGGUUGCAAAGAGAUUAGGGAGAGAACGAUGUCGAAGUUAUCACGCGCAAACACCUGAGGCUGAAAAAAAUCUAGUUCGAAAAAGUGCACCUAUGAGAAUUGUGCCUAAAAUGUCGUUUAGAGUGGUGCGUAGUUCUAAAUUUCGCCAUGUGUACGGGCAAGCCCUCAAGCGUGAGCAGUGUUACGAUAAUAUUAGGGUGUCGAAGAGUUCUUGGGACUCGACGUUCUGCGCCGUGAACCCCAAGUUCCUUGCCAUCAUCGUCGAGUCCGCGGGAGGUGGCGCCUUCAUCGUGCUGCCCCACAACAAGGUCGGCCGUAUCCCAGCAGACCACCCACUGGUUGGAGGUCACAAAGGCCCAGUAUUGGACAUCGCCUGGUGCCCCCACAACGACAAUGUCAUCGCCAGUGGCUCUGAAGACUGCGUCGUCAAGGUGUGGCAAAUUCCCGAUGGCGGCCUAUCGCGGACGCUGACGGAGCCAGUGGUAGAUUUGGUGCUUCACCAGAGGCGAGUCGGUCUCGUUCUGUGGCACCCGACAGCGCAGAACGUUCUGCUAACUGCUGGCUCUGACAAUCAGAUCGCGAUAUGGAACGUGGGUACCGGCGAAGUUCUGAUCACGCUGGAUUGCCAUCCCGACCUCAUCUACUCUGCGUGUUGGAACUGGACCGGCAGCAAACUGCUCACCACUUGCCGAGACAAGAAAAUACGCAUCAUCGACCCUCGCAAGGGCGAGGUGGAGGCGGAGGCGAUAGCGCACGAGGGCAGCAAGGCCUCGCGCGCCAUCUUCCUCAAACACGGACUCGUCUUUACAACCGGUUUCAGUCGCAUGUCAGAGCGGCAAUACUCGCUGCGCACCCCGGACGCGCUCGGCGAGCCCAUCGUGACGGUGGAGAUUGACACCAGCAACGGUGUCAUGUUCCCACUCUACGACCCCGACACCAACCUCAUCUACCUCUGCGGCAAGGGAGACUCGGUCAUCCGGUACUUUGAGGUAACGCCGGAACCGCCAUUCGUGCACUACAUCAACACCUUCCAAACGCCAGACCCGCAAAGAGGUAUCGGCAUGAUGCCCAAGCGAGGUUGCGAUGUCGCGACGUGUGAAAUUGCCAAAUUCUACAGGCUGAACAACUCUGGUCUGUGUCAGGUGGUAUCAAUGACGGUGCCCCGCAAAUCGGAGCUGUUCCAAGAGGACUUAUACCCCGACACGCUCAGCGACGAGGCUUCUCUUACGGCCGACGAGUGGGCCGGCGGCGAGGAUGCGGAGCCCUGCACCAUGUCGCUCAAGGAGCGUGCGCUUGUCGUGCAGGGCGGCUACGUGUCCGGCCGCGCCGCCACGCAGCUCCACGUCACCAAGAAGGCCAACGCGCUCGCGGGUGCGAAGGAGAAGGAGCGCGACAAGGACAGGUCGCCGACGCCCGCGCAGAAGAGGGACGACAGUCAGUGCGUCACUCCGGCCAGCGCGACGCCUCCGCCGGCUGUGACUGCUGUUAUUGAGAAACAGCUAUCCGACCUAAUGGACGAGAUCCGGAAACUGAAAUCCGUGAUAGUGAAACAAGAGAACCGCAUCAGAGCGCUCGAGGCCACCGUGAAGGAGGCCGCCGUGAAGCCGCCCCUCUCCCCGCAGCCCUCCCCCCAGCCCUCCCCGCAGCCCAACCACACCGACAACAUGGCGCCCGACGAGGUGUGAGCGCGGGAUGGCGGCCGAGACUAACGAGGUCUGUUAUAAACCAACACCAACUGGCGACUGAGGUGAUAAUGACAUUUCUUUCACUCUUGUCUUAAUCUUAACAAGGGUAAAGAAGAUAGCAUUAUGAUUACGACCUCUGUCGCCAAUUGGUAUUGCGGUGGUAAUUAUAGAAAAGAUGUCGCUGGCUAAACAUAUUUAAUUGCUAUACAACAGGGAGCUAAGUUAACUGGAGACUUUUAUUUGUAAUUUUAUAAUAAAUGUUUUGACUAACUCGUUCAGAUUUUUAUGACGAUUUAAACCUGGAGCAAAAAGUGAUGCCUUGUCCGGUACAGGCUUCGCGUUUUUUCUCUUAUAAUUACCAAAUGCUAGUGACAUCUCGCGGAUUUCGGUAGUAAGUUUGAUAUCUGAUUUUUUGAAGUAACGUUCGUUUUUAUUUUACUAAAAUUAUAUUUGACAUUGUUUCGAUAGCUAAACAAAAUACGAGGACGGUAUUUUUGUGUUAGUUUGAAAGCAAUGCUAAGCGUUGUUGGAAAUAUCUCAUACCUGACUGUCGUCCUGAAGAAAACACUAUGUUAUUGUGCUAAAAUGAACGUUUUUAAAUAUUUAUAGUAAUGAAAUAUGUUUGAUAAUUAUCUCUGUAUUUUUUUAUUUAAAAAAAAACAGUCUCUGAUAAAUUCACUGUGCAAAAAAUGUUACAUACACUUUUUUGUGCAGUAAAAUUUAAGUAAAUAAUGUAUUUUCUCAAUGGACGACAGGUGUGUGAUGUAAUUUCCAAUAUGCAAUAGAGAUACUUAAUUCGGUUAGGUAUUUAAAUAAUUUUACAAUUCAAUAUCGGUAUCAUUACUUUGAUAAGUUGAUUUUACAUUGUUAAUUAUCAAUCAACAAAGAUGUUACACAUCAUUUGUAAUUAUUUAUUUUGAUAAAUAACAUAGCAAAUUUCUGUCAUAGAUAUAUUGUUUUGCCCUCAAAUAAUAACGCUUUAGAGUCUGUUUUUAUCGGUUCCGUGUAACUUUUUAAAAUUAUUUGUAUACUAAACCGAAUCGAGUAUAUUUUAUUUAUUAAUAACAUUGUAAAUAUUAAGGUUAGCGAGUGAUACGCAAUAAUGUGCCUUAUUUUACACUAUACAAAGUAGCCAUUUUGAUGACGUCACAAAAAUUAAAAAAAGAACAAAUUGGUGAUGAUUUUUUUGCAUUUAGUGUUCCGUAGGUUUUACAAUUCGCCACUUUUGGCGCUAAGGCACUUCUAAAAAAUCUCUAUUUCCCAAAAGUUUAACUUUUCAAACGUUUCCCAUCUAAGGUUCUUAUGAUA
Molecule: messenger RNA, 3171 nt
Organism: Cydia splendana
Lineage: Eukaryota; Metazoa; Arthropoda; Insecta; Lepidoptera; Tortricidae
Gene: coro
Product: coronin-1C-A
Exons: 13
Coding region: 103-1863 (586 amino acids)
Biological process (GO): actin filament organization
Molecular function (GO): actin filament binding
Source: RefSeq, a predicted model, not a curated record